Nycticebus coucang (slow loris) is the source of this 4294-nucleotide messenger RNA. RefSeq names its product protein arginine methyltransferase 8 (gene PRMT8). The record is from RefSeq and is a predicted model, not a curated record. Bases 2191 to 3498 code for a protein of 435 amino acids. Gene Ontology annotation, molecular function: protein-arginine N-methyltransferase activity. The transcript is spliced from 10 exons. Lineage: Eukaryota; Metazoa; Chordata; Mammalia; Primates; Lorisidae. Gene Ontology annotation, cellular component: plasma membrane. Gene Ontology annotation, biological process: peptidyl-arginine methylation.
CGUCUCCCCUUAUUGCAGCAAUCAGAUUGGAGCAAGUCAGAGCCAGGGCUUUCCCAGGCAGCAUGGUCUGCAUGUUAGAAAUGCUGCAUCCUGAUUCCAGGGGCACUGGAUUUGGGAAGCAGCAAAGGAAGUGCUGGUGGGCCCCAGAGACCACCCAGUCUUCACCUCCUGGGGUUGCAGCGUGGGUUCACAGAUGAAAGGAGAAUAACAUGGUCCCAGUACCAGGUGGGUAGAACCUGAGAGGCCUUGCUCAACUUUCUAGUGUUUGUAGCUCCUCUACAACAUUUUUGCCAAAUAGUCUAACUGAACACUUUCAGUGACAGAAAACUCAUUUCUUCUAUGGCAUCUCAUAAAGCUGGAUAACAUUUCCAAUUAUAGCCCUCCCCAAGAGUCUCAUUCCAACCUUUGUGCACUAACUAGUUCAGCCAUCAACAUAGCUGCCCUCCACUCCGCAGUCCCCAAGAACCUCUGUGUUAGAGAUGGACCUUUCUACAGUGUGGGGGGUUUAUAGUUUUGGGGGCCUGUUUCUGUAACUUAGGGAAUCUCUUUCCCCUGUAGAUCUUUUUUAGCUCCAAAUAUCCUUAUGCAGUCAUCUUUAACCGUGACUAUCUACUAGAAUUAGGGACUUUGAAAAAUCCUGAGGCUCAAACCUCCUUGAAUCAUACCCUCUGGGGGUGGAACCAAAGCACUAUUAUUUUUCAACCUCCCUAGGUGAUCCUUUUUUUUAGCCAAGCUCAAGAACCACUGUCCUACUCCCUGAACCUGGUUAAUUUCUUGAGGGUUAUGGCAUAGAAUUGGAAAUCAUUGAAUUCUGACUCUACCAUUUAAGCGAUUCUCUGUUCUUUUAUCUGCUUUGUGGGGUAAUAGUACUUACCUCAAAGAGUUGUUGAAAGAACUACAUGAAAACAUAUGUAGGUCUGGAAGAGUCUCUGGAAUGUAGUAGGUUUAACCCAUGUGCCCAGGACAGGGCUUGGCAAGGGUUAAUGUUUGUGUUCUUGCCAUGAGAUAGGCAGCAAUCUAAUUUACAUGUGCAAUUUGAUAUAUUCUGUGGCAUUGAAGAGCUAAUGUAAGAAAAAUGACACGAAUAGAAUGUGUCUUCAGGAUCUCUUUAGCUGGUAGAAUCUAUGUUCCAAACUACCCACUGAAUUCACACCCUGGUGAACUCUCCAGACCUCUUGUCAUCUCAUGUGUCUUCUUGCCUCCUCUCAAAAUCUUUUCCAAAGCUCUAUAAAAGUUCCGUACAUGUCAAAGCAGGGGACUAAAUUAAGCCUCAAUGGUCGGUCCAAUAUCUUGUUGCCUCUUGUCAAACCUAGUGCCUUUUAAUGAGUUACGCUGAUAAAAGAUGCCCACUUAAGUUCUUUGUGGAAUGACUAAACCGAUUAAUCUGGUAAAAGACUAUGCUAAUAUGUUUGUAGGAAGGAGAUAAAGACUGAGCUUAUAUGAAUGGUGGGGAUGUGAGAAAAUUAUUUUACAGUCAGAGGUGGGGAACCUGCGAUCUUCUGAUGUCAAGAGGGUUCUUUUUUAAGCAUCAAAGGAUGGAAGAAAAGCUUCAUACUUCUUUGCCGAACCCCUUUUAAUAAAAGGAUUUGUUCUAUAAAAUUUGGGUUAAGUCAAAAGGCUGAAGUCAAGGAUCCAGAUGACCACGUGUGGCCCCUAGGCUAAAGGUUCCAUCACUGUUCACGCCUCGUGAUCAUAGGCGGUGGAUACUCAGCUAACACCUGACUGAAUGACAAAUCGUCCCAAACUUAGCCUCUUAAAGUAACAAUUAUUUUGCUUUUGAAUUUGUCAUUAGGUGGUUGCACAGUAGGGACAGCACCUCUCUGUUCCAAGGUGGCUCAAUGGAGUAUCCACGGUUGAGAUGGUUCAAUCUUGUCCUCCCAGCCUUAAGGAACCACACAGGUAGCGUAGGUUCCUCACUCCCAGCCCCAGGCUGGCUCUGGGUUGGACAGGGUAGAAUGGAAAACUCUUGCCAUGAAAAUACAGUUCUCCAUCUCAGCCUCUCCACUCCCUAUUCUAAGGGGAGCCGUGUCUGUGCUUGGGGAGAAGCCAAGCCAAGCAAAAGAUUUCAACAGCAAACGGAGGAAACACACCCACUGAGGUUCUCAUAGCAACAUAAUCACGCACAGGCAGCAGCCUAUUUCGGUGGGAGCUUGUUUCAGUUCCCCUCCUCCCCAGUUAGUCACGGAGUGGAUGCAGAAGCUGUGUGGGGUGGGGGCAGAGGGUUGGACCGAAAGUCGGAGGCUGGGAAGCAAGCUGAGGACCACGGACAAAUGUCCUCUUGUCUCUGAUUUUGGGGUCCUUAUCUGUAAAAGAAGAGGAUUGGACCAAAGACCUGGGAGGAUUCUUUCUUCUCUGAUUUUCCUUGUACACACACUGAGCCUCUUUAUGGUGAGCAGUCCCCCCUCCCACCCCCCUCAGCCUGUCGCCCCACCCAAGCCUGUGCAAUGCGUCCACCAUGUGUCCACUCAACCCAGCUGCCCAGGGCGAGGCAAGAUGUCCAAGCUGCUGAACCCAGAGGAGAUGACCUCGAGAGAUUAUUACUUCGACUCCUAUGCCCACUUUGGAAUCCAUGAGGAAAUGCUGAAGGAUGAGGUGCGAACGCUCACUUAUCGGAACUCCAUGUACCACAACAAGCACGUGUUCAAGGACAAAGUGGUGCUGGACGUUGGGAGUGGUACUGGAAUCCUUUCCAUGUUUGCUGCUAAAGCAGGGGCCAAGAAGGUGUUUGGGAUCGAAUGCUCCAGCAUCUCUGACUACUCAGAGAAGAUCAUUAAGGCCAACCACUUGGACAACAUCAUCACCAUCUUUAAGGGUAAAGUGGAGGAGGUGGAGCUGCCCGUGGAGAAGGUGGACAUCAUCAUCAGCGAGUGGAUGGGCUACUGUCUGUUCUAUGAAUCCAUGCUCAACACGGUGAUCUUUGCCAGGGACAAGUGGCUGAAACCUGGAGGGCUUAUGUUUCCAGACCGGGCGGCUUUGUACGUGGUAGCAAUUGAAGACAGACAGUACAAGGACUUCAAAAUCCACUGGUGGGAGAAUGUCUAUGGCUUUGACAUGACCUGUAUCCGGGAUGUUGCCAUGAAGGAGCCCUUGGUGGAUAUCGUGGAUCCAAAGCAAGUGGUGACCAAUGCCUGUUUAAUAAAGGAGGUGGACAUUUACACAGUGAAGACGGAAGAGCUGUCGUUCACAUCUGCGUUCUGCCUGCAGAUACAGCGCAAUGACUACGUGCACGCCCUGGUCACCUACUUCAAUAUUGAAUUUACCAAGUGCCACAAGAAGAUGGGGUUUUCUACAGCCCCUGACGCCCCCUACACCCACUGGAAGCAGACUGUCUUCUACUUGGAAGACUACCUCACUGUCCGGAGAGGGGAAGAAAUCUACGGGACCAUAUCCAUGAAGCCAAAUGCCAAAAAUGUGCGGGACCUCGAUUUCACAGUAGACUUGGAUUUUAAGGGACAGCUGUGUGAAACAUCUGUAUCUAAUGACUACAAAAUGCGUUAGCACACGUGGGAAGCUGCAGAGAGCGAGCGAGAAAAGGAACUCUCACCUCGAUCUGCCGCGCCGUCCCAAAGAAUACUGUUUGUAGGACUACACACUUGAAAACCAGAGUUUCUGACUCUGCCUUGAAGAUUGGUGGACUCGCCAGGGCCCCCAUGGGCCCCGCCACUGGACAGGGGGCCUCCAGUUACUCCGCUGCCCCUGGGAGCCCUUCACGAAGGCUUUGUUGUCGCCAACAAAGAGCAACCUCGUGUGCUGUGGCUGGGACCCUGAGGAUGGAAAAGCACCCAUGUCUCCCCGUCGUCCUCCCUAACUGUGACUCUCUGGAUCUUCCAAGUUUUGCAUGCUGCAGGCGUCUAGGACAGAUCGCUUCCACUAGAACCUGGAGACAUAGUGUCUUUGAUAGCAUAAGCCAGAUUGCCUGUCUGUGCAGUGGUGUGUGCGUGUGUGUGCGUGUGGGCAGCAUAGAUACUAGUUUAUUCACUCACAAACACCUGUAUAUGCAUGCAUAUACAACCGAGUGGGUGCACCUGCGUGUUCACUCAGAGGGGUGUGUGCGUGUGUGCGCGUGUGUGUGUGUGCGUAGAAUACAUAUUACUCUCAGAGGAGAUUCUGUUGCUUUUGAAUAGGAAUUUGUUUUGUGAUUAGUUCGCCCCUUCCCCCUCCCUUACCAGAUGUUAAGCAGCUAUGAAGCAUCCUCUGUACUAGCUCUGGUCUUCUUUUGACUAGACCGUGGCUCUGAAACCUGAGCACAGCACCACGGACUCCGUGGGCACUCAAUAAACACACAUGAGAACAA